AUGUUCUCAGUGGACAGCGAUACAGAUGUGGAGGAGGAGGAGCCAAAUCCAGAUGUUGGGAGCCCAAAAACACCCAAAACGACCCAAAAAGAUCUCAAAAAUCCAGAUGUGGCAGCAGAGACCCCAAAUCCAGCUGUGGCUACAGAGACCUCAAAUCCAGAUGUUGGGAGGCCCAAAAACAGGAUCCAGAUGUUGCUGGGGGUGGACAGCGACACAGAUGUGGAGGAGGAGGAGCCAAAUCCAGAUGUUGGGAGCCCAAAAACACCCAAAAUGACGCAAAAAGACCCCAAAACUCCAGCUGUGGCAGCAGAGACCCCAAAUCCAGAUGUUGGGAGCCCAAAAACACCCGAAAUGACCCCAAAACCCCCCAAAACUCCAGCUGUGGCAGCAGAGACCCCAAAUCCAGCUGUGGCAGCGGAGACCCCAAAUCCAGAUGUUUUGGGGGCCAAAAAGGGGCUCCAGGUGUUCUCAGUGGACAGUGACACAGAUGUGGAAGAAGAACCAAAUCCAGAUGUUGGGAGCCCAAAAACACCCAAAAUUACCCCAAAAGACCCCAAAACUCCAGCUGUGGCCACAGAGACCCCAAAUCCAGAUGUGGCAGCAGAGACCCCAAAUCCAGAUGUUGGGAGGCCCAAAAAGGGGCUCCAGAUGUUGUCAGUGGACAGUGAGACAGAUGUGGAGGAGGAGCCAAAUCCAGAUGUUGGGAGCCCAAAAACACCUGAAAUGACUCAAAAAGACCCCAAAACUCCAGCUGUGGCAGCAGAGACCCCAAAUCCAGAUGUGGCAGCAGAAACCCCAAAUCCAGAUGUUGGGAGGCCGAAAACCAGGAUCCAGAUGUUGCUGGGGAUGGAGAGUGACACAGAUGUGGAAGAAGAGCCAAAUCCAGAUGUUGGGAGCCCAAAAACACCUGAAAUGACCCAAAAAGACCCCAAAACUCCAGCUGUGGCAGCAGAGACCCCAAAUCCAGAUGUUGGGAGGCCCAAAAAGGGGCUCCAGAUGUUCUCAGCGGACAGUGAGACAGAUGUGGAGGAGGAGGAGGAGGAUCCAGAUGUGGCCACCCAGCUGUUCCUGCCUGUGCAGGAGGAGCCCAAUCCAGAUGGUUCUCCACCCCCAAAAAGACCCAAAACGACCCCAAAACCUCCAGGAGUUCCAGAUGUGGCCCCAGGGCCCUCCAAUCCAGAUGUUUUGGGACCCCCAGACCCCCCCAGGGCUCCAGAUGUGGCCCCAGGGCCCUCCAAUCCAGAUGUGCAGGAGGAGCCCAAUCCAGAUGUUUCUCCACCCCCAAAAAGACCCAGAAGGGCCCCAAAAGCUCCAGGAAUUCCAGAUGUGGCCCCAGGGCCCCCCCAUCCAGAUGUGCAGGAGGAGGAGGAUCCAGAUGUGGCCACCCAGCUGUUCCUGCUCCCCCAUCCAGAUGUGGACGAGGAGGAGCCCAAUCCAGAUGUUUCUCCACCCCCAAAAAGACCCAGAAGGGCCCCCAAACCCUCAGGAAUUCCAGAUGUGGCCCCAGGGCCCUCCAAUCCAGAUGUUAUGGGACCCCCAGACCCCCCCAGGGCUCCAGAUGUGGCCCCAGGGCCCUCAAAUCCAGAUGUGCAGGAGGAGGAUCCAGAUGUGGCCACCCAGCUGUUCCUGCCCCCCCAUCCAGAUGUGCAGGAGGAGCCCAAUCCAGAUGUUUCUCCACCCCCAAAAAGACCCAAAACGACCCCAAAACCUCCAGGAAUUCCAGAUGUGGCCCCAGGGCCCUCCAAUCCAGAUGUUUUGGGACCCCCAGGCCCCCCCAGGGCUCCAGAUUUGGCCCCAGGGCCCUCCAAUCCAGAUGUGGAGGAGGAGCCCAAUCCAGAUGUUUCCCCACCCCCAAAAAGACCCAGAAGGGCCCCAAAACCACCAGGAAUUCCAGAUGUGGCCCCAGGGCCUUCAAAUCCAGAUGUUUUGGGGCCUCCAGACCCCCCCAGGGCUCCAGAUGUGGCCCCAGGGCCCCCAAAUCCAGAUGUGCAAGAAGAUCCCAAUCCAGAUGUUUCUCCACCCCCAAAAAGACCCAAAAGGGCCCCAAAAUCUCCAGGAAUUCCAGAUGUGGCCCCAGGGCCCUCCAAUCCAGAUGUUUUGGGGCCCCCAGACCCCCCCAGGGCUCCAGAUGUGGCCCCAGGGCCCUCAAAUCCAGAUGUGCAGGAGGAGGAUCCAGAUGUGGCCACCCAGCUGUUCCUGCCCCCCCAUCCAGAUGUGCAGGAGGAGCCCAAUCCAGAUGUUUCUCCACCCCCAAAAAGACCCAAAAUGACCCCAAAAGCUCCAGGAAUUCCAGAUGUGGCUCCAAAUCCAGAUGUUGGGACAG
This is a messenger RNA of Empidonax traillii (willow flycatcher), 2323 nucleotides long. Its product is annotated as basic proline-rich protein-like. The transcript is spliced from 3 exons. The record is from RefSeq and is a predicted model, not a curated record. The annotation marks the transcript as partial. NCBI's taxonomy places the organism in Eukaryota, Metazoa, Chordata, Aves, Passeriformes, Tyrannidae.